Molecule: messenger RNA, 3041 nt
Organism: Lobosporangium transversale
Lineage: Eukaryota; Fungi; Mortierellomycota; Mortierellomycetes; Mortierellales; Mortierellaceae
Product: glycosyltransferase family 20-domain-containing protein
Exons: 8
Coding region: 223-3006 (927 amino acids)
Biological process (GO): trehalose biosynthetic process
Cellular component (GO): cytosol; alpha,alpha-trehalose-phosphate synthase complex (UDP-forming)
Molecular function (GO): catalytic activity
Source: RefSeq, a predicted model, not a curated record
UAUCAAUCUAUUUCCUUCCCUAUCUUUCUUUUUUUUUUAUUCUUUUUUAUCAUUCUCCUUUCUUCACCUACUUUCAACCGCCAUUGCCAUCACAAGUCUCAACCAAAAGCAUUUCAACUUCAUUUGUGCAUCUCAUUCCUGUUGUACAUUUGAUCUUUUUAUAAUCUUGUAACAUACUCCUACUUUCAUUCAACUGAUCCUCAACAUCAUCCCUCUUACCCGAUGGCAACUUCAGAUCCUCUUCCUUCCUCUCCCUCAGCUCAUUCCCCCAACAACACUUCUCGCACGGUACCAUUGACAGAACUACCAGAAACGAGUCAGAUCAUCCUCAGUAAUAAGCCCAGACUUAUCAAUGUCACUCAUCAGAUCCCAUAUACCGGCACCCUCGUCCCUCGCAAUUCAUCGUCCUCCUUCAAUGCAUCCCCUGCGGCUGCUACUGCUACUUCUUCAGGAACAGAACCGAUCACAGGAUCAGGAUCGGAAUCUGGAUUAGGACUAGGACCAUCCAUAGCCAAUAGGCGUGCCUCAUCUAUUACAUCGCUAACCUCACGCCAAAGCGGGGAAGUAGAGGUAGAAUGGGUCUUUCAACAACGGCGUGGCCACUCAGCUUUGUACUCUGGAAUCCAAUCACUCCGUCAGGAACUAGAUACUAUCCAGAUCGGCUGGGUUGGUGAGCUAGCUGAUCAAGACGGAUAUGUCAUUCCCUGCAAGAACUUGACAGAGUCACACAAACAAACCUUGAAGGACUUGUUCUGGGACAAGGAAAAGGUCGUACCCAUCUUUUUGGACGAUAGCCGUGCCAUGGGCCAUUACGAAGGAUAUUGCAAAUCAGUUCUUUGGCCAUUGUUUCACUAUAUCUUAUGGAACCAAGCGACAAACGGCAGGACCGAAAAGAGAAACUGGGAUGAUUAUGUGUUUGUGAACCAACAAUUUGCGGACACCAUUGUUGAGCAAUAUCAACAAGGCGAUAUCAUUUGGAUUCAUGACUAUCACCUUCUCUUGGUCCCACAUAUGGUUCGCCAAAAGCUUCCGGGUGCAGCAAUCAGUGUCUUUAUCCAUGCACCAUUCCCAUCUUCCGAGAUCUUUAGAUGUCUACCAAAGCGCGUUGAGAUCCUGAAUGGUCUCUUGGGAGCAAAUCAAAUCGGUUUUCAGACAUAUGCCUAUGCCAGACAUUUCAUUAGCUGUUGUACACGUGUUAAUGGGUAUGAAUCAACACCACGCGGUGUUGAUGCGAUGGGCUCCACUGUGUGGGUAGGAACAUUCCCAAUUGGCAUUGAUGCCGAAAGAGUCGAACGUCAGUGCAAAUCAUCAGGCGUCCUACCAAAGAUGGAUGCUAUCCGCAAGACCUAUAAAGGAACACGCAUUAUUGUCGGGCGAGACAAAUUGGAUCUUGUGAAGGGCGUUCAACAGAAAUUGCAGGCAUUUGAAAAAUUCUUGAGUGACUAUCCGGAAUUACAUGGUCAGGUGGUUCUGAUUCAGGUCACAUCUCCCCCAUUGGUGGAAAAUCCAAAACUGGAAGCCAAGGUUGCAGAAAUGGUUGCUCACAUCAACGGAACUUAUGGAUCUCUCAACUUUACGCCUGUACACCACUACCAUCAACACAUUGAUCGGGAUGAAUAUUAUGCUCUACUAUCUGUUGCAGAUAUCGGCUUGAUCACUUCUGUGAGAGACGGCAUGAAUACGACCUCAUUGGAGUACAUCAUGUGCCAAUCAGAAAACCAUGGACCUCUUAUUUUGAGUGAAUUUACUGGAACAGCUGGUAGUUUGAGUGGCGCUAUGCUGGUCAACCCAUGGGAUUACCAAGGAGUGGCCAAAACAAUUUAUGAUGCUUUGAAUCUAAGCGAAGAGGACAAACGUGAUCGUCAUGCCCAACUCCACAAGCAUGUUCUCCGUCACACUGCUCAGUUUUGGGCUAAAAGCUUUAUCGAGGAAUUGACAUUGCAUGCAUCUACCUGGGAUCAGUCUACCCCGACUCCAUAUCUUGAUCACGAUAAUAUUAUUGAUCAAUACCACAAGGCCAAGAAGCGUCUUCUCAUGUUUGACUAUGAUGGAACAUUGACACCCAUUAGAAAAACACCGGGUGCAGCGGUUCCUCAGGAACAUAUGCUGAAGGCCUUAUCAGCGCUUGCAGCUGACCCCAAGAAUAUAGUUUGGAUCAUCUCUGGUCGAGAUCAGCAAGUUUUGGAGGAAUGGCUAGGUCAUGUAGAAGGCUUGGGCUUCAGUGCCGAGCAUGGGUCGUUCAUGAGACAACCAGGAAGCACAAAAUGGUCCAAUCUGACAGAGACAUUGGAUAUGAGCUGGAAGAAUGAUGUGACUGAGAUUUUUGCAUAUUACACAGAGCGUACUCAAGGGUCCUUUAUCGAGCAUAAGCGAUCCUCAAUAACGUGGCACUAUCGCAUGGCCGAUCCGGAAUUUGGGGCUUUCCAGGCUAAAGAGUGUCAGAACCAUCUCGAGAAUGCAGUCCUCUCCAAGCUGCCCGUGGAGAUUCUUGUAGGCAAAAAGAAUCUUGAAGCCCGUCCGACCAUUGUUAACAAAGGAGAGAUUGUCAAAAGACUGCUGAGCCAGCAUCCGGAUGUCGAGUUUGUAUUGUGUGCUGGAGAUGAUAAAACAGAUGAAGACAUGUUUAGAGCUAUGGCCGGAAGUAAUAAUGCACACAACAGUCGGAAAGAUUCAAGCACAGUCAUUGAAUCCUACAAGGAGACCCAUGCUACAGAGACGGAGGCCAAGUCGAGCGAGGUUACGAAUGAUUCCUUUGUGAGCCAGGAUGGAUCCAAAAUGGCCACUACCUCUGAUGAUGCAUCUUCUACAUCUUCUGCAUCCUCAAUCAGAACGGAUUCGUCGCUUUCAUCCCAGUCAGCUCUGUCCUCGCAUUCGAACAGUAUCUCUGGACAUUUCUCCAUCACCAUUGGUCAUGCUCUCAAAAAGACGCUCGCUGACUGGCAUGUCACCAGCCCUGAAGAGUUGAUCCGAGUGCUUGGUAUCCUCUCUGGCACUAUAGACAAUUGAUUUCCAUGAUAUUUUUGCAUAAAGUUAAAAAGUAC